Messenger RNA from Teleopsis dalmanni, 1226 nucleotides. RefSeq lists its product as uncharacterized. Gene Ontology annotation, biological process: transport. Gene Ontology annotation, cellular component: cytoplasm; plasma membrane. Lineage: Eukaryota; Metazoa; Arthropoda; Insecta; Diptera; Diopsidae. The coding region runs from base 102 to 1181 and encodes 359 amino acids. The record is from RefSeq and is a predicted model, not a curated record. The transcript is spliced from 2 exons.
GCAUUACGGACGGAACUCACAACGGUGCUCCAUUUAAAAUUGAGAUAGUACCAAAGAAAUAAUAUUUACUAGACGAUUGCCAUACACAUUCAACGAUUAUAAUGGCUUCGUCCUUUAUUAACCAAAGUAAUCCCAGAGCGAAUGUUUUCAUUUUCGUUAAUUUGGGUUGUGAAAUGUUGUAUGUCAUCGAUCAACGCCUGAAAGCGCAACAAAUAGCUGAAGAGAAGUCAAUUCAAGUCAUGCACGAUAUAAUCAAUGUUCUACUGGAAACUAAAUUCAUUGAUUCGCUUAUGCGUGGCUCAGUGCAUAGCAAUGCUCAACUUUUUAAAGUGAAUCAAUGCAAAUUUAUGUUAAAAGACGUUGCCACAUGUUCACUAAUGCGUUUGGAUGAAGCUUCUAUGGAUAAACUGUGGAAUCUAAUGACAAUGAUCUAUAAAUGGCAACUGUUCGUAACGAAACAUCAAGUACAUCUUUUGGAUAUAACAAUACGUCAUUUAGACACUGUAUCGAAACUAUAUCCAGAUUUCAAGUGUAAUAUGCUUAUCGAUUAUACAAAAAACACACUUUUAGAUUUUUGGAAUAAUUGCGGCGAGGAAGGACAAUUAUCUAUAUAUCAUACUAAUAUUGCAUGGGUGCAGUGUUUCAAUACAAAAAUUUCUUUACUCAUAAGACUUGGUUUUCAAUCGAAUGAUGGAUUACUCUUACGAGAUGUGCCGGAAGAGUAUUUUGAAGAGUUUGUAGAUUCAAUUGGUGAUAAUAUAUAUGUGAAAAGCACUGAAAUCGUUAGGCAGCCUAGAGACAUUGGAUCCACUAAAGGUUCCACAACAAAUCGCAUUGAUCAAUUAGCUGAACUCUUAAAUUUUCAACAAACAUUUUGUGAUGAUCUCAAACCGAUAAAUCCUACACAAUUUCAAAAGCAAUUCGAAAAAAAUCUUCAACAAUGUAAUAUACUUUUUGAGGAUUUGGAUGUAAAUAAAAUUAAGGAAACUUCAAAUAUUAUUUCACCAUUUGAUGGAAUAAAUUCCCAUGAAUCUGGAGAAUUUGUGCAAUUGAAGCCAAUUUAUAAUAGAAGUUCUGAAAUCACAAGUACAGUUGGGAACAAAGCUGGGAAUGCUACCAUUAAUGGUAGUAAUUUUAGUCUGGACAAAAAGUUAUUAAACUUGUAUAGUGAGAUGAAUUAGACUUAAAUUUGUUUUUUGAUAUAUAGUAUAAUUAAUAAAAUUUCA